Messenger RNA from Scleropages formosus (Asian bonytongue), 2647 nucleotides. Its product is annotated as receptor-type tyrosine-protein phosphatase epsilon-like. The record is from RefSeq and is a predicted model, not a curated record. Lineage: Eukaryota; Metazoa; Chordata; Actinopteri; Osteoglossiformes; Osteoglossidae. The transcript has 21 exons. The coding region runs from base 444 to 2501 and encodes 685 amino acids. Gene Ontology annotation, molecular function: protein tyrosine phosphatase activity. Gene Ontology annotation, biological process: protein dephosphorylation.
CUGUUUGCGUGAAAACACAGCGAAGCGGUCGGGUGAAGAUCCUCUCUGAGACACAUCAAGUGACGGACACACACAUGCACACACACAGACUGCAUGUUUUCUUCUGGACUCGGCGUGUGUGACAUCUGAGGCUGAACGCUCCGAAAACGUUGUAAAUACACGAUGCCGGAUGGUCCUUUAAGACCCGUUGAAGAUCCUGAGGGAAAGAUGCUGAGCUGAGACUCCAGGGUGGGCCCUUUAUUAGACCGUCUGCUGAAUCCUCCUAGUUUGCACAAGGAAGAUCAGGCAUUCUGCGAAUCAGCAAUGUGAAAACACCAGGUACCAAGAUUUUUACCGGACUGCAAAGGAAACGCCUGCUGGAUCCAGUAAGACGGGGCUGCUGUCACAAGUUGCAAUGGAUCUGAGAGAUUUCUCACAGUGAAUUGAAGCCCUCAACCUAAACGAUGGUGCCAGUCUUGUGUUUGGUGGCAACGGCACUCAAUGGUUCAGUGAACGGAAAUCACACAAGUGAGGACCCAGCUUUCCUGAGCCCCCCCGCGGUCCUGUCCGUGUCCGUGAUCUCCCUGCUGCUGCUCGCCGUCCUCGUUCUCCUGGCGGUCUAUUUCCUCAGGUUAAGAAAACAGAGGAAGGCAGACGUCAGCGCUGUGGACAUGAAGGUGCCAAAUGGCUUUCUGGAGGAACAAGAACAACAGACUGUGGUGCUUUUACCACAACCGCCCCCUACUGCUGCUGCUGCCCCCAAGAGGUACUCGGCCAUUUCUCUGGAGUGCCUGGAAGACGAAUACAGGCUGCGCUCGGCCGACGACGGCAAGCUCUUCCGCGAGGAGUACAACGCCUUGCCUGCCAGUUAUGCCGAAGGCACGUGUGAAGAAGCCAACAAGGAUCACAACCAAGAGAAGAACCGAUAUCCCAACAUCCUUCCCUAUGACCAUUCUCGUGUAGUCUUGGAGGAUCCAGAUGGAAUUCCUGGCUCAGAUUACAUAAAUGCCUCCUACAUUGAUGGUUACAAAGACAAGAACAAGUUCAUUGCAGCACAAGGACCGAAGCAGGACACGGUGGCAGACUUCUGGAGGAUGAUAUGGGAGCGGAAGACGGCGACCAUCGUGAUGCUGACUAAUUUGAAAGAAAGAAAAGAGGAAAAAUGCUGUCAGUACUGGCCUGAUCAGGGAUGCUGGAGCUACGGGAACAUCCGGGUGGCAGUGGAGGACUUUACCGUGCUGGUGGACUACACGAUCCGCAAGUUCUGUGUGCAGCAUCAGGCUGGCGACGGCUCCAAGGCCCCGCGGCUCGUCACCCAGAUGCACUUCACCAGCUGGCCUGACUUCGGCGUGCCCUUCUCCCCCAUCGGCAUGCUCAAGUUCCUCAAGAAGGUGAAGGCAGUGAACCCGCCGCACGCGGGCCCGAUCGUCGUGCAUUGCAGUGCCGGGGUGGGCCGGACAGGGACCUUCAUCGUCAUCGACGCCAUGAUCGACAUGAUGCACAUGGAGCAAAAGAUUGAUGUCUUCGGCUUUGUGUCCAAAAUCCGAGAUCAGCGUUCGCAGCUCGUGCAGACGGAUAUGCAGUACUCAUUCAUAUACCUGGCGCUGCUGGAGUACUACCUGUACGGCGACACCGAGCUCGACGUCUGCUCUCUGGAGGGACAUCUGCAGAAGCUCCACAACACGAGCGUGCCGCUCGACAGGGUCGGCCUGGAGGAGGAGUUCAGAAAACUGACCAAUGUUAGGAUAAUGAAAGAGGACAUGAGAACAGGGAACCUGCCAGCCAACAUGAAGAAGAACCGUGUUCUUCAGAUCAUUCCCUAUGAUUUCAACAGAGUUAUCCUGUCCAUGAAACGAGGGCAGGAAUUUACAGAUUACAUAAAUGCGUCCUUCAUAGACGGCUACAGGCAGAAGGACUACUUCAUCGCUACCCAGGGGCCCCUGGCCAGUACGGUGGAGGACUUCUGGAGGAUGGUGUGGGAGUGGAAGUGUCACUCUGUGGUCGUGCUGACUGAGCUGCAGGAGAGGGAGCAGGAAAAGUGCUUCCAGUACUGGCCAGCAGAGGGCAGUAUGACAUAUGGUGACUGUACUGUGGAGGCCAAGGGGGACACCUUGUGUGACACCUUCAACUUGCGGGAUAUGCUUCUUAAAUAUGAGCCAGAGCAGGAGACGCGCCUCAUUCGGCACUUCCACUUCCACGGCUGGCCGGAGAUUGGCAUCCCAACCGAGGGCAAGGGGAUGAUUGACCUCAUUGCCGCCGUGCAGAAGCAGCAGCAGCAGUCAGGGAACCACCCCAUUGUUGUGCACUGCAGUGCUGGAGCCGGCCGGACGGGCACCUUCAUAGCCCUGAGCAACAUCCUGGAGCGGGUGAAGGCCGAGGGCCUGCUGGACGUCUUCCAGACCGUGAAGAGCUUGCGAAUGCAGAGGCCACACAUGGUGCAGACGGUGGAGCAGUAUGACUUCUGCUAUAGAGUCGUUCAAGACUUUGUUGACAUUUUCUCUGACUACGCCAAUUUUAAAUGAAGAGCUCUGCCUUAACGUUACUUCAAUUCUAUUUCACUGUCCCUUGGUUGGGAUGUGUUACUCCUUUUUUGCUAUGUGUGGUCCUACGUUUUGCUAGGCACCUGUCCCAAGAGCUACAAAAAGACCAUGAUGUGUAAUACUGUAAU